UCUGCUUGGGCCCUAAUUCAAACAAGCUAUUGAUUUGGGAUUCAACAACACCAUGAGCAGUACACCUGAGAAGUAUGAUUCUGACCUCAAAGACGAUGGAUCAACAGCCAGUCUCCUCUCUUCUGACGAAAUCCUCAACUACGAAACCGGACGCAAUUCGAGACGGACUUGGUCGUGGACAUGGCCUCUCGCGUUCUGCAUCUCACUACUUCUCACGAAUAUGAUAACUUCCGUCGUGACCUACCGGACAACCUCCAAGAACCAUCGAUCCGUCGCCGAACCGCCAACCGGAGUACCUAAUGUCUUUCGUGAUCUUUCUCUUACGCCGAGGCCUACGCUCUUGAACGUGACGUUCUACGACCGAGACGAUAGUAUCUACCGCAAACGAGCAUCUGCAGAAGCAGAUGAAGCGUGGAAGGAGUUGGCGCAGAGCGAGGGAGGAGUUAUGCUGAUACCGAAGGAAGAUGCAAAGCAGAGCGACAUCGAUCCGGAGAAGCACGCGUACUGGGAUGCGCCUGAGCUGGGGCUGGAGGGAUACCCAGUUGGCGUGGAGGUCUUGCACCAACUGCAUUGUUUGGACAUGCUGCGGCGGAAUCUUUGGUUCAAUAUCGAUUUUACCAGAGAACAAGCGAGGAAAGAUUGUCCAGAAUCCAAGCCUGAUCUCUGUGGCGAACCCCAGGAAUUCACUAAUACGCAUAUCGACCAUUGCGUCGAUUUUUUGCGUCAUCGGUUGAUGUGUACUUCCGAUCUGGGCGUCGUUCCCUUGUUGUGGCUUGGUAGAGAAGGUCGGAUGACGGGCGAUAUGAGCCGGAUGCACACAUGUCGGAACUAUGAUACCGUUCUACCGUUCGUAUCGAAGAAAGGCGUCUCUAUGCCAGAGAAGGGGGCUGUGAAACCCAAAGCUGAUGAUUAUGUUAUAUGGGAUUAUAUAUGA
Molecule: messenger RNA, 934 nt
Organism: Dothidotthia symphoricarpi CBS 119687
Lineage: Eukaryota; Fungi; Ascomycota; Dothideomycetes; Pleosporales; Dothidotthiaceae
Exons: 3
Coding region: 53-934 (293 amino acids)
Biological process (GO): mycotoxin biosynthetic process
Source: RefSeq, a predicted model, not a curated record